AUGGAGAGGAUUGAUGUUAACGUCUGUUGUUGUAUCUCUCACAGGAAAGCAAAUGAAGGCCUGUUGGCGCUCAGUCAGGAGGACACCAUGCCUAUCUCCAUACGGCAGCUAGCUUAUGUAUCAGGUCUGGGCUUUGGCUUCAUGAGUGGAGCGUUCUCUGUGGUCAACAUACUCUCAGAUUCCUUGGGUCCGGGAACUGUCGGUAUCCAUGGCGACCCUCAACAUUACUUCAUAUCCUCAGCUUUCAUGACACUGGCCAUUAUCUUGCUGCAUAUGUUCUGGGGGGUUGUUUUCUUCGAGUCGUGUGAGCGACAGAGAUGGUGGGCUCUUGGAGCUGUGGUCAUCAGUCAUCUAGUAGUAUCAUGUGUAACAUUUGUGAACCCACACUAUCAAGGCAGUCUGAUCCCGACCUACAUCAUUCUGUCUAUCAUGGCGGCCUGGGCGUACUUGUGUGCUGGAGGAUCUUUGAGGAACCUCAAACUCUGCCUCACCUGUAAAGAUAAAGACUUCUUGCUGGCCAAUCACAGGCCAAGAUAACCCAUCAGCUACAAACAGGACUUUCUCCAAAGUCUGGCUCAUUGAGCCAGUAGGCCGAUGACACGGCCAGCAGCCCUGGACUCUGGGAGGCUUAUGGUCUGUGUAGUCUGCAUAAGAAUGGUUGCUGAGUAACAGGAAUUUUAUGUCUGCAGAUCUUGCACUUUCUGUAAUUACCUCCUCUUCUGUUUUCUGUUCUGUACCUCAUGUUCUGUGUGUGAAAGAGACACUGAAACCAUGUCAAAGUGAGAGAGUGUGUGUGUUUUAUACUAAAGAAUUGUCUAGAGCUGCUUUCAUAUGUGAUUUUCUCCUUUGUAGCAGGUUUUAAAAAAGGUCUUGUAUAGGUUUGGCCUUAAAUAGUUUACUCUCCCCCUUGUCAGGCAUUGUCCCGCUGUAUUUUGUUUAGGCUCAAAUGAUCUGCCACUAUCCUGACAUCAGCGAUCAAACCCUGGAGCGUAACGUUGUGUUUUCCUUUUAAUUCAUCUGUCUGUAAGCUUGUCUUUUAAAAGACCCUCCUCAACUCUCGCUAGGGCAGCGGUUUAAUUUUCCCAGUGGAACGUGUUUGAACUGCUUGGGCUUGAAUGAUAAAUGUAGUGGCCACUCUUCAAUAAAACCACUACUCUCUGAAUCUAUGCUAUAAGAAACUAUGAAUGAUUUUAAACAUGUAGGUGACCACUGACCCUAGUGGUAUCUGUUUUAGAUGUCACUUUUAUUGUACUCAUAUGCUUUGUUUCCUUUGGCUGUAAGGUGUAUGAAAUUUUGAUUCACAAUAAAGUAGCUUGAGCUCGAA
Molecule: messenger RNA, 1324 nt
Organism: Sinocyclocheilus grahami
Lineage: Eukaryota; Metazoa; Chordata; Actinopteri; Cypriniformes; Cyprinidae
Product: gamma-secretase subunit Aph-1b-like
Exons: 5
Coding region: 1-537 (178 amino acids)
Biological process (GO): positive regulation of catalytic activity; protein processing
Cellular component (GO): membrane
Source: RefSeq, a predicted model, not a curated record